UUCAAAAACAACCCCCAUUUUAGAUCACUAUUUUUGCAAAACAGAGAGCAACAAUUUUGACACUUAUGGCCGAGAUUCUAUGACUUUUGAAGUACUGUUUAUCAGAGAGUAUGUUUUUUUUUAAGAAAGAAAUUAAACAGUGCUAAGAACAUGCAUAAUUUUAUUGGAAGAAUAUAAAAGAUCGAGUCUUGAUCAAUGGAUUAGCAACAAUAAGUUCAGUUUUGGAGUGAAAGAUUUAAAGUUUGAAGUGGGUUUUGCUCGCACAAAAACUUUCUGUUUUGUUUCUGAAAAUAGAAAGCCAUGGAAGUGGCUUUGCUAGUACAAAGUCCAUUGAGUUGUAGUGGAAGGGGUGUUUUUAGUGAAAGAAAUGGUUUAAAGAUUAAACCUUUUCUUGUUGGGUCUUUCCCUCAUGUUAGAAGUGGACAACUUUCAAGUCUUAAUUCAUGGAGGAAGGAGUUUCCAGCAAGUGGAGUUUCAUUUCGAAUAGCUGCAACUGCUGAUUUUUCUAAGAGGAGACAGAGAAAAAUGUCAAAUGCUAGGCCUAGAGGCUCUUCUCCGAAGGGAUUCACGCCGAAAACACCUGUUGGAACAAGCACCCAGAAGAGAGAUUUAGAAAACAAUGGAGAGAAAGAGGGUUCAGUUACACCAAAAUCUAGUGAGAUUGCAGAGGCCAACAAGCAAACACUAGAAACACAGGUUGAGGAGGAUGAAGAACUGGCAAUUGAACAUUCUGGGGAGAAAAAAGUCGACGAAGAAAAGAUAGGAGAGGAAGUAUCUUUGAUGAGUAAAAAGGUGGCUGUUGCUAAUGGUAAUCAAGUGGUCAAAAAUGGAAGUAUCAGUAGAGUUGGUAAGGAUGUGACCCUGUCAGAGGAUAAAAUUGCUUUAGAGGGAAGCCAAAAUGAUGACUUGAAGAAUGAUGGUAUUGUGAAAGAGAAGAGCAUUUCAAUUGAUGCGAGAAAGACUGAAGAUGAUUCUCUACAAAUAAAAUUGAAGUUGGAAAUGGAAGAAAAAUUGCGUAAAGAAGAAACUGAUAGGCUUGCUGAAGAAAAAUUGCGUAAGCAAGAAAUUGAGAGGCUUGUUGAGGAAAACUUCUCUAAGGGUAACAAAUUGUUUGUCUAUCCGCAGAUGGUGAAACCCGAUGAAGACAUAGAAGUGUUCCUUAAUAGAAGUCUAUCAACCUUGAGUGACGAACCAGAUAUUUUGAUUAUGGGAGCAUUCAAUGACUGGAGAUGGAAAUCUUUUACCUUUAGGUUGAGCAAGACCCAUCUCAAUGGGGAUUGGUGGUCUUGCCAGGUUCAUGUUCCAAAAGAAGCAUAUAAGAUGGACUUUGUGUUCUUCAAUGGGCAAGAUGUCUAUGACAAUAAUGACAGGAAGGAUUUCUACAUUCUUGUUGAAGGUGGAAUGGAUGCAUUUGCAUUUGAUGAUUUCUUGCUUGAGGAAAAACGUCGGGAACUGGAGAAACUUGCAAAGGAGCAAGCUGUGAAGGAAAGAUUAGCAGAAGAGCAGAGGCGAAGAGAAGCAGAGAAGGCUGCAAGUGAAGCUGAUAGAGCACAGGCAAGGGCAGAAAUUGAAAAAAGGAGAAGAACAUUGCAAGAACUGAUGAAAAAGGCUGCAAGGUCCUUCAAUAAUGUUUGCCACGUAGAACCUAGUGAGUUCAAAGGUGAGGACACGAUCAAGUUAUAUUAUAACAAAAGCUCAGGUCCUCUAGCCCAUGCUAAUGACCUUUGGGUUCAUGGGGGGCAUAAUAAUUGGAAGGAUGGAUUGUCCAUUGUUGAGAGACUUGUCAGCUCUGACAAAAAGGAUGGCGAUUGGUGGUAUGCUAAUGUUGUUGUACCUGAUCGAGCCUUUGUCCUGGAUUGGGUCUUUGCUGAUGGUCCACCUCAGAAUGCCACUGUGUAUGAUAACAAUCAUCGCCAAGAUUUCCAUGCUAUUGUCCCAAAUGGUAUUCCUGAAGAAUUGUAUUGGGUUGAGGAAGAACACCAAAUAUAUAGGAAACUACAGGAAAAGAGGAGGUUAAGAGAGGACGCUAUACGUGCCAAGGCUGAGAAAACAGCACGUAUUAAAGCUGAAACAAAGGAACAAACUUUGAAAAGGUUUCUGCUGUCACAAAAGCAUAUAGUUUAUACUGAGCCUCUUGAUGUUCAGGCUGGAAGCACCGUGACAGUUUUCUAUAAUCCUGCUAACACCAUUCUGAAUGGUAAACCUGAAGUUUGGUUCAGAGGUUCAUUCAACCGUUGGACCCACCGUAAGGGUCCAUUGCCACCUCAGAAAAUGUUGCCUGCAGAUAAUGGCUCUCACGUCAAAGCCACUGUCAAGGUUCCAUUGGAUGCCUACAUGAUGGAUUUUGUAUUCUCUGAGAAGGAAGAUGGUGGAAUUUUUGACAAUAGAGAAGGCAUGGAUUAUCACAUACCAGUGUCUGGAGGAAUUGCAAAAGAACCACCGAUGCACAUUGUGCAUAUUGCUGUUGAAAUGGCCCCAAUCGCGAAGGUUGGUGGGCUUGGUGAUGUUGUGACUAGUCUCUCCCGUGCAGUUCAAGAUUUAAACCACAGUGUGGACAUCAUUCUUCCAAAGUAUGACUGUAUGAAGAUUAGCCAUGUGAAAGAUUUGCACUACCAGAGAAGCUAUUCCUGGGGUGGGACUGAAAUAAAAGUAUGGUUUGGGAAGGUGGAAGGCCUUUCUGUCUAUUUCUUGGAGCCUCAAAAUGGAAUGUUUUGGGCAGGUUGCGUAUAUGGCUGCAAGAAUGAUGGGGAGAGAUUUGGUUUCUUUUGCCAUGCAGCCCUUGAAUUUUUACAACAAAGUGGAUUUCAUCCUGAUAUUAUCCAUUGCCAUGAUUGGUCUAGUGCUCCAGUUGCAUGGUUGUUUAAGGACCAUUAUAUGCAUUAUGGUCUUAGUAAAUCCCGGGUAGUCUUCACCAUUCAUAAUCUUGAAUUUGGGGCAAACAACAUUGGGAAAGCUAUGGCAUAUUCUGACAAGGCUACAACUGUAUCUCCCACAUAUUCAAGGGAGAUUUCAGGAAAUCCUUUAAUUGCUUCUCAUCUCCACAAGUUCCAUGGCAUCCUAAAUGGAAUUGACCCUGAUAUAUGGGACCCUUAUAAUGAUACAUACAUUCCUGUACCUUAUACUUCCGAGAAUGUUGUUGAAGGAAAAAGAACUGCCAAGGAGGCUUUGCAACAAAGGCUUGGUUUGAAAAAGGCUGAUCUUCCUCUGGUAGGAAUAAUUACUCGCUUGACACAUCAAAAGGGAAUCCAUCUCAUCAAGCAUGCAAUUUGGCGCACCUUAGAGCGCGGUGGGCAGGUUGUACUGCUUGGUUCAGCUCCAGAUCCCCGUGUCCAGAAUGAUUUUGUGAAUUUGGCCAACCACUUGCAUUCUAGUCACCAUGACCGUGCUCGCCUUUGUUUGACUUAUGAUGAGCCUCUUUCGCACUUGAUAUAUGCGGGUGCUGAUUUCAUUCUAGUCCCAUCUAUUUUUGAGCCUUGUGGACUGACCCAGCUUACUGCUAUGAGAUAUGGUUCAAUAGCUGUUGUUCGAAAAACUGGAGGGCUUUUCGACACUGUGUUUGAUGUUGACCAUGACAAAGAAAGAGCCAAAGCACAAGGUCUUGAACCAAAUGGAUUUAACUUUGAUGGAGCUGACCCUGCUGGUGUUGAUUAUGCUCUAAAUAGGGCAAUCUCUGCCUGGUACGACGGUCGGGAUUGGUUUAACUCGAUGUGUAAAAAGGUGAUGGAGCAAGACUGGUCUUGGAAUAAGCCUGCUCUCGAUUACUUGGAGCUUUACCAUUCAGCACGCAAGUGAAAACAAGAAAUCAGUAGGCCAAGAGAGCAAUAUGCAACUCAAUCCGGUACCAUAGUUUGUACAUGUUUAGUGGCACACCUCUGAUUUUUUUAUCAUUCCACAGGGUAAUUUCUUGCACAUAGGUUGCCCACUCCAAAUAAUAUGCUAGGUCAUAUCAGUAUUCAGUGUUGGAGCUCGAAAUGGAUCGUCCAUUUUUGUGUAGCACAAAACUAUAGGCUACACCUUUAUGUACCUUUGAUCGCUUAUAUUAUCAAUCAAUAUUCAUUAGCAUCUCCAAAA
Molecule: messenger RNA, 4071 nt
Organism: Populus trichocarpa (black cottonwood)
Lineage: Eukaryota; Viridiplantae; Streptophyta; Magnoliopsida; Malpighiales; Salicaceae
Product: starch synthase 3, chloroplastic/amyloplastic
Exons: 16
Coding region: 301-3792 (1163 amino acids)
Molecular function (GO): starch binding; alpha-1,4-glucan glucosyltransferase (UDP-glucose donor) activity
Source: RefSeq, a predicted model, not a curated record